Molecule: messenger RNA, 1295 nt
Organism: Cherax quadricarinatus
Lineage: Eukaryota; Metazoa; Arthropoda; Malacostraca; Decapoda; Parastacidae
Source: RefSeq, a predicted model, not a curated record
CCUCCACUGGUGUGACGUCAGCUGCUGCUACACCUGCACCAAAUGUUCCGGUUCCUACCAAUACCACUCCUGCUGUCAAUGGCCCAACCUCUGCUGUCCCAUCCAAUGUCCAACCCACAAUUAGUGGGAUCCAAACCCAACUGCCCUCAGCCCACCCUACAUCUACACAGAUAACUCAAGCAGGCAGUGUUCAUAGCAACUUAAUCCCUCCUGUUCAUCAAAGUCAUGCCCAAAUGAUACCAACCAGUGCCACUCCAGGAAACAUGGUUCCUUCCCAUCCACCUCAGAUGGGUUCAGUUCAAGUUGGACAUCCCCAAAUUCUACCUACGAAUGCUCCUGGAAAUUUGGUGCCUCCACAUCAACCCCAAAUGGGUAUAAUCCAUGCAGGGCUUACCCAAAUGCCCCAGACUAAUGCAGCCCCUGGAAACAUUAUCCCUUCUCAUCCAGUUCAUAUCCCCACAGUUCAUGGGGGUCCUCCCCAAAUGACCCAAUCCAGUGCUCCACCUGGUAAUAUCAUGACUCCUCAUCCUGCACCUCAACCAUCUCUCUUACCUUCUUAAUGUUUACAUAUGACAUGGCACCCGUGUUCUAUGAGAAAACUGCUUGAGAAUGUCUCUAAAAUUCCAUAUUUGACUUGUUUGCAACAGGUAGUGACUUAGAUUGCAAGAAGAAAUUGCACUCAAUAUAUGGUCUUAUGUGCUCUCAAGCAAUGUUCAAAGGAUCCGAGGCAUAAGUGCACGUGUUGCAUUGACACUGGUCCAGAAAUAUGUUAGUGUAAUGAUUUUCCAGUAGGAUGUUGAGGCUGGGAGCAGUUUGUAUUUUCUUUAUAACCCUUGCGGUUUAGCGCUUCUUUUGAUUAUAAUGUAUUUUCUUUAAGGAGAUAGACACUUUUAUCCUAUUAUAAAUGGAUAUAUUAUAGCUUAAAACACAUUUUGAAGGUUAUUCAGAUGUAUAAAUAGCAAAUUCAGGAGCAUAGAAUUUAUCACUGGAAGUUCAUUUUAUUGUCAAAUGCAGGUUUUAGAAUUUUAAGUUUGUUUUUAUUAACUUAAUUUUUGGGACAGCUCUCUCUCUCUCUCUCAUUGCUAAAUUGUAACAUCAAGGCUUGAGGCUCAAGGAAAGGGACAUAUAUUGAGGUCCAUGCUUUAUUUUGAAACUAGUUAAAUGCAUAAAUUAUCUUUUCCAAUGAGUCACUGAAUAUCUACAAAUUAAUGUUAUAUUAAGUAAGACCUAAGGUUUAAGUUAAGGAUUGUACGAUUAUAAAUACAAAAUGAAUUUUAAUAAAAGAAUUAAGUCAU